UCGGCGGCCGCGGCCGGGGACGGUGUGAGAGCGGUAAGAUGGCGGCCGCAGCGGUGGUAGAGUUCCAGAGAGCCCAGUCUCUACUCAGCACCGACCGGGAGGCCUCCAUCGACAUCCUCCACUCCAUCGUGAAGCGAGACAUCCAGGAAAAUGAUGAGGAGGCAGUCCAGGUCAAAGAGCAGAGCAUCCUUGAACUGGGGUCUCUCCUGGCAAAGACUGGACAAGCUGCUGAGCUUGGAGGACUCCUGAAGUAUGUACGACCUUUCUUGAAUUCUAUCAGUAAAGCUAAAGCAGCUCGUCUGGUCCGAUCUCUUCUGGAUCUGUUUCUUGAUAUGGAAGCAGCUACAGGGCAGGAGGUCCUUUAUAUAUCUGGCUAUGACGGAACUCACUAUGUAGACCAGGCUGGCUGGCCCGGAACUCAUAGGGAUUCGCCUGUCUCUUUUUCCCAAAUGCUGGAACUAAAGGUCGAACUAUGUUUAGAGUGCAUCGAAUGGGCCAAAUCAGAGAAAAGAACUUUCUUACGCCAAGCAUUGGAGGCAAGGCUGGUGUCUUUGUAUUUUGAUACCAAGAGGUACCAGGAAGCAUUACAUUUGGGUUCUCAGCUGCUUCGGGAGUUGAAAAAGAUGGAUGAUAAAGCCCUUUUGGUGGAAGUGCAGCUUUUAGAAAGCAAAACAUAUCAUGCUCUGAGCAAUCUGCCGAAAGCCCGAGCUGCCUUAACCUCUGCUCGGACCACAGCAAAUGCCAUCUACUGCCCCCCUAAGCUGCAGGCCACUCUGGACAUGCAGUCAGGUAUUAUUCAUGCAGCAGAGGAGAAGGACUGGAAAACUGCUUACUCAUAUUUCUAUGAGGCAUUUGAAGGCUAUGAUUCCAUUGAUAGCCCCAAGGCCAUCACAUCUUUGAAGUACAUGUUGCUGUGCAAAAUCAUGCUCAACACCCCAGAAGAUGUCCAGGCUUUGGUGAGCGGAAAGCUUGCACUUCGGUAUGCAGGGAGGCAGACAGAAGCAUUGAAAUGUGUGGCUCAAGCUAGCAAGAACAGAUCACUGGCAGAUUUUGAAAAGGCCUUGACAGACUACAGGGCAGAGCUCCGGGACGACCCGAUCAUCAGCACACAUUUGGCCAAGUUAUACGAUAACUUACUGGAACAGAAUCUGAUCCGGGUCAUUGAACCUUUUUCCCGAGUACAGAUUGAACACAUAUCUAGCCUCAUCAAACUCUCCAAGGCCGACGUGGAAAGAAAAUUAUCACAGAUGAUUCUUGACAAGAAGUUUCAUGGGAUUUUGGACCAGGGGGAGGGUGUCCUGAUCAUUUUUGAUGAACCCCCAGUAGAUAAAACUUAUGAAGCUGCUCUGGAAACAAUUCAGAACAUGAGUAAAGUAGUGGACUCCCUCUACAACAAAGCCAAGAAGCUGACAUAGAGUUGGAUCUGUAGCGGUCCUUUGGAGAGUGUGUGUGGCGGGAGAGUGAACCCUUGGGGAAAUGCUAGGAGAUUCUUUUCUUUCUGUUCUACUUUUCGCUCGGAAAGUUUUUAACCCUCAUUGGUGCAUCUGUAUCCAGCGAUAGGCAGCCAGUUCUCAUGUAAUCAGCACUGGCCAACAUGGGAGUGGGGAAAUUGCUUAAAAAAAAAAAAAAAAGAAAAAGAAAAAAAAAGAUUCUAAAUAAAAGGAAAAAGGCUUACACUACCUAAAGCUGUGCUCUCUGCCUCCUGGGAGAGGGCCGCAAAGCCAGGCACCCCGCCAACCACUGGGGAUCCUCAUCCACCUGCUGGGCGCCACCUCUCCUCCUCUUCAGAAUUGGGUGUUUGCUGACCAUCAAAAGCAACGACUUUUUAUUCUGUUUGUACUGAACCAAAACAAACAAC
Messenger RNA from Psammomys obesus (fat sand rat), 1858 nucleotides. RefSeq names its product proteasome 26S subunit, non-ATPase 11 (gene Psmd11). Gene Ontology annotation, cellular component: proteasome regulatory particle, lid subcomplex. Lineage: Eukaryota; Metazoa; Chordata; Mammalia; Rodentia; Muridae. The record is from RefSeq and is a predicted model, not a curated record. Gene Ontology annotation, molecular function: structural molecule activity; protein binding. Bases 39 to 1415 code for a protein of 458 amino acids. The transcript is spliced from 15 exons. Gene Ontology annotation, biological process: ubiquitin-dependent protein catabolic process.